This is a messenger RNA of Acomys russatus (golden spiny mouse), 1785 nucleotides long. RefSeq names its product ADP dependent glucokinase (gene Adpgk). The transcript is spliced from 7 exons. Bases 57 to 1547 code for a protein of 496 amino acids. The record is from RefSeq and is a predicted model, not a curated record. Gene Ontology annotation, cellular component: endoplasmic reticulum. Lineage: Eukaryota; Metazoa; Chordata; Mammalia; Rodentia; Muridae. Gene Ontology annotation, biological process: glucose metabolic process. Gene Ontology annotation, molecular function: ADP-specific glucokinase activity.
GGAAGGAGGCGCGAGCUGUGGAAGCCGUGUCGCCAGUAGUGCGGCGGUGUGUCCACAUGGCGUUGUGGCGCGGCUCUGCGUGCGCCGGCUUCCUGGCGUUGGCCGUGGGCUGCGUCUUCCUGCUGGAGCCGGAGCUGCCGGGCUCGGCGCUGCGCUCGCUCUGGAGCUCGCUGCGGCUGGGGCCCGCGCCCGUGCCCCCGGGACCUCUGUCCCCCGAGGGCCGGCUGGCGGCCGCCUGGGACGCCCUCAUCGUGCAGCCCGCCCGGCGUUGGCGCCGCGUGGCUGUGGGAGUCAAUGCUUGUGUGGAUGUGGUGCUGUCUGGUGUGAAGCUCCUGCAGGCACUCGGCCUCAGCCCUGGAAGUGGAAGAGAUCAUGCUGUUCUACACUCAAGAAGUGACCUGGAAGAAGCCUUUGUCCACUUCAUGGGGAAGGGGGCCGCUGCUGAGCGCUUCUUCAGUGAUAAGGAGACCUUCCAUGACAUCGCCCAGGCUGCAUCAGACUUCCCAGAAGCCCAGCACUACGUAGGAGGAAAUGCAGCUUUAAUUGGACAGAGGUUUGCUGCCAACACAGACUUAAAGGUUCUUCUUUGUGGUCCAAUUGGUCCAAAGCUGCAUGAACUUCUUGAUGACAAUGUGUUUGUUCCACCAGAGUCACUGCAGGAAGUGGAUGAGUUCCACCUUAUUUUAGAGUACCUGGCAGGGGAGGAAUGGGGCCCGUUUAAAGCUCCCCAUGCCAACCGGUUCAUCUUCUCUCACGACCUCUCCAACGGGGCCAUGAAUAUGCUGGAGGUGUUUGUGUCUAGCCUGGAGGAGUUCCAGCCUGACCUGGUGGUCCUCUCUGGAUUGCACAUGAUGGAGGGACAAAGCAAGGAGUUCCAGAAGAAGAGGCUCUUGGAGGUUCUGACCUCCAUUUCUGACAUCCCCACUGGUAUUCCAAUCCACCUAGAGCUGGCCAGUAUGACCAACAAGGAGCUCAUGAGCAGCAUUGUGCAUCAGCAGGUCUUUCCCGCAGUGACUUCUCUGGGGCUGAAUGAACAGGAGCUGCUGUUUCUCAGCCAGUCGGCAUCUGGGCCCCAUGCUUCUCUCUCCUCCUGGGACGGUGUUCCUGAUGUGGGCAUGGUCAGUGAUAUCCUCUUCUGGAUCUUGAAAGAACACGGGAGGAGUAAAAGCAGAUCUUCAGAUCUCACCAGGAUCCAUUUCCACACACUGGUCUACCACAUCCUGGCAACCGUGGAUGGACACUGGGCCAACCAGCUCGCAGCUGUAGCUGCAGGAGCUCGAGUGGCUGGGACACAAGCCUGCGCCACUGACACCAUAGAUGUCAGCCGAGUAUCUCUAAGAGCACCUCAGGAGUUCAUGACAUCCCACUCGGAGUCUGGCUCCAGGGUUGUAUUAAACCCAAAUAAACCAGUGGUGGAGUGGCACAGGGAGGGAAUAACCUUCCACUUCACACCCGUGUUGGUAUGUAAAGACCCCGUUCGAACUGUGGGUCUUGGUGAUGCCAUUUCAGCUGAAGGCCUCUUUUAUUCAGAAGCACACCUUGAUUAAGAAGGCUGUAGAUGGUUGUGUGAGGAAUGAAAAUCACCCAUCCUAAGAACUCCAGGGAGAACAUAGCUUGGGAAAGAGACUGCGGGUGUCACAACAGUUCCUACAUCUAAUUGGAAGACAGCCAAAGAAAUGACAGCAGAUUAAACUGUAUAGAUACAUUCCAGCCUGUUGGCAAUUACAUAAAAUCACUUUCAGGUUUAAUUCAAAAUUAGCUAUCUACUAAUGAGACUGGAUUUUU